AUGGCCUCCUACGCAUCCUUCACGACGAGCGCCGUGCCGCCUACCCUUCUACCCGCGGAUCCCAAGUCUCUCUCGCGCUACCUCCGCUCCCAGCAACUCUCUGCGCUUCGACACCUCUACGAGCACAAGACGCUGGCCGUCACACAACAGAUUGAGGAGCACGCUGCGUCUAUGCGCGGGCGGCAUGGGCGGAUCAGGCGGAGGAGGGGGAGCUCGCCGCUGCUGGACGAGCGCGACCUCGAGGCGGAGGAGGAGGAAGACGAGCUCGAAGUGCGGAAGAAGAUGCGGUAUGAUCCGUCAGAAGAUGAGGACGAAGCUCAGGCGGAUGGCGGGAACGAGGAGGCUGGGGCGGAGGGUACGCCUGGACUCGCCUCGGGUCGCGGUACUCCUGCACUCGAGAAGGGGAAGGACGAGUCGCGCAAGAGGCGCCGGCAAGAGGCUCAGCCCAUCGACCCUGCACACUGCUACGACCUCGUCUUCGACCUCUCGCCCGACUGGUCCGCCGACGCCUACUACCAUGGCCCGCAUCCGCCUCCUCCCGCUCGUGUCGUCCACGCCGUCCUCCGAGCCACUCGCAAGAAGCCUUUCAUCGACCCCGAAGGCCUCUCUGCGGCUCAGCUUGAGUCGCUUGCGGCGCCUCUGUGGGAGACCGAGGGCAAGGGUCUUUCGAUCUUUUUCGGCGAGGAAGGCGGGAAGAAGAAGGCAGAGCACCUCUCGCGGGACCAGGAGCGGGCGCAGCGCGAGGUCAACAUGGAUGCCGCGGAGGAUUGGGAGCUCGCGGUCAUCGCGGGCUUCUCGGCGACCUGCGACGAGCGAGUAGGGAGGAGCUUGGCGCGGAAACCGAUGACGGCGCGCGAGAUGCAGGCGCAGGCGCAAAUGCAGGCAGCGCAAGCGGCGCAACAGGCGCAGCAAGCACAACAGCAGCAGGCGACGCCUCAGCAGGCGCAGCAACAGCACCCGACGGCGAAUCGCGCUAUCGGCCAGGCCGGUCACGCGCCUCAACCUCAUGUCGGUGCUAUCCCCGGGUACGGCUUGCCUCCCCAAGUCAGCCCUUAUGGCGACCGCGAGCGGCAUCCGGCGGACCCGAACUGGCGGUGA
This is a messenger RNA of Rhodotorula toruloides NP11, 1098 nucleotides long. RefSeq lists its product as uncharacterized. The transcript is spliced from 2 exons. NCBI's taxonomy places the organism in Eukaryota, Fungi, Basidiomycota, Microbotryomycetes, Sporidiobolales, Sporidiobolaceae. The record is from RefSeq and is a predicted model, not a curated record. Bases 1 to 1098 code for a protein of 365 amino acids.